This is a messenger RNA of Nematocida parisii ERTm1, 1890 nucleotides long. RefSeq lists its product as uncharacterized. Bases 1 to 1890 code for a protein of 629 amino acids. The record is from RefSeq and is a predicted model, not a curated record. Lineage: Eukaryota; Fungi; Microsporidia. The transcript has a single exon.
AUGCCAACUUCAUAUACAGAGUUCCAAGCAGGUGGAUUUUUAAACAACCCGCAAUUUCUUAUACAGGCAUAUAUAUACGAGUACAUUACCAAGGCGGAUGAUAUAGAAAAGUUUGUUAGUAUAGUCCAUGACAUGCUGUGUAGUCUUAUAAAAAGAAAAGAGCAAGAGCAAGAACAAAAAAAACAGAGUUUGAAAGAUGAAAUAACUUGUCUAUAUUAUAUUUUAGAUAAGUAUUUCAUCCCUAAUGAGGAAAAUAAUCUUACAUAUAUUGGAGUAGACUGCGCGGCCCUAUAUAUUAGGUUAAAACAAAAUAUAUCUGCAUAUGAAGGGGGUAUUAUAGACGUAAGAACAUUGGCUAUUAAAAAAGAGGAGGAAUUUAUAAAAAAAUAUUAUACAGAGGCUGUUUUGUUAAAGGUAUUUAGUCUGCUUAUAUACGAAUCAUACCAGAAACAGAAAAAUUUCAAGCAAAAAUUAGCAAUAUUACCAGAGCCAAUAGUUAAUUUUUUUGAAAAACACUCAGAAGAAGAUCUACAAAUACCAUCAGAGCCUAUAUUAGAUGAUUGGAAGGAAUUAAUUAUAAAUCAACUCAAUUUUAAAGAAAUUGGUGUUGGCAAGGGUGAUUUAACUAUUCUACCAGGAUUAAUAAGUAUGAUUCAGACUAUACUGUGCAUCAUGGGAAAAUUCAAGCGAUUGGCCCAAAUAGACACUAUAGAAAAGAAGAUCAAUGAAUCUGGUAUAGAUAAUCCAAUAAGCUGUGAUCUGGUUAAAUCGCUUGAGGAUGUUAGUUAUGACAUUUUUAAACGAGCGUGCCCGCACAUAGAAUUCAUUAAUGUAGAGUUAAUACACCCCAAAAAGGGCCAUGCCAGCCAGAAGAAAAUAGAUGUAUAUGGCUAUCUUAAAUUGAAAUAUUUUGCAUAUAAAAUUAAGAAAUCCAUAUUAAUUAAUAUAAAAAAUCCAUCUGAUACGAGACUUCCAGAAAACGAUAUUCCCAGCCUUCCAAAUAAUGGUAUUCCUUUAGGCGCGCAUAAUGGGUUUCUUAAUGAGUUAGAAAAGGUUUUUGAAAACCUGAAAAACACACUAGCAGAGCACAUGCUUCGGAGCUACAUUGAAUCCGCUAUACAAACUACAUCUGAAAAGAAAAUAGUUCAAACAUUUAUUAAUUCCGCCGAGCUAAACUCCAAAAAUUCUCUGAAUGCAGGCAUUCUAUGUUUUAUGACAACCAGACAGCUACAGAAUUCCUGCUAUAGAACCGAUUUAAUGAUUUUUUUGAUAUAUUAUGCCUUUUGCUAUAAUCUCCCAAAAAACAAUUGUAUUGUUAGAUUUGCUGAGAAUCUACUUCAAAGCACGAAAUUUGCUCCUAAUGCGAAUUCAAAGGUUCUGUGCUUUCUUAUUAUGAUAGGAAAGGCAUCUAAAUCUUAUUUCAAUAAUGUAGAGUUAUCCAUACCUGAAUGUCAGAUAAAAGAGUGUUUUAGUGAUGUAGUAGACCAAAUACUUAUUUAUGCAUCAAAAAGCGUGAAAGCCGAAAAAGGCAUUUAUGCUUUGCUUCGUGGAUACUUAAUCUUAGAUAAAAAGUAUAACGUAGGCUAUAUACGAACUAUGCUCUCCACUGUCGCUAAGGAAGAACAGGUGGAUUUUUUCAAUACACUUACUAAAAACAGAACCACAUUUUAUUACAUUGAUGAAAUCACAUCCUUAAUAAUGAAACAGCGCGAUAAAUCUAAUAAUGACGAGAUUGAAACAAGUGUUAAGGAAUUCUUUCACUCAAUAAUAAGAAUCUCUUCACAUUGCAAAGAUCGCUCACUAAUUUUAGAUCUAUUUAUAGAAAAGAUUAAAGAAAAGAUUGGCUCUAACAAUAUGUCCUAUUUCUUUGAUAUAGAUAGAACAGAAUAG